This is a messenger RNA of Manduca sexta (tobacco hornworm), 2425 nucleotides long. RefSeq lists its product as uncharacterized. The record is from RefSeq and is a predicted model, not a curated record. The transcript has 6 exons. NCBI's taxonomy places the organism in Eukaryota, Metazoa, Arthropoda, Insecta, Lepidoptera, Sphingidae. The coding region runs from base 674 to 1210 and encodes 178 amino acids.
AAGAUUUAAGCAUACAUAGGGACAGAGAAAGCGACUUUGUUUUAUACUAUUUAGUGAUACUGCUAUGCCUAACCUAAUUAACGAGUUAUUAUUUAUUUACUUAGCACUCCAUAUACAAAUGUAUACAGGCGGAGUUAAUGCUAUAGACAUUCUCUACCAGUCAGUGGUUCCAUUCUCUACCAGGUGAAGGUUCCAUAUAGCCCGAUUCCCGUCGGCUUCCCUUUCAUAAUUAUGUAAAAUCGAAUUAUCAUUAGCACAAUUUGCACACCACAUUCAUGCGUAUUAGUAUGUAAGUUUAUGACAUGUCGGGUUCUAUUUCGAAAAAUUUCAUCCUUUGCCACUACUACCAGUCAACCUUAGGGUGGUGCAGAUGUAAUCAUGGCAGGUGCAUGACAGUAAAGUAUUACUUUUGGAAUAACUAGUCGAAUCACUCAUCGUGUGGACAUUGACCGAGCCUUAAAUGACAAUUAGACAGUCGCUUCGAACAAUAUCUACGUCAUACAUUGUGUAUACUGAUGUAAUUGCUUACCUCACGGGUAUGACACAAUAAAUGUUACAAACAUGAAGGAAAAUACUAUAAAAUACUGAAAGCAAUCCUUUAGUCCCAUACAUCAUUUUGAAUUCGUACGUAGUGGAGUGAACAUUUUUGAGGAGGGUAGAAGAAAUCGCCAUCAUGAGUCAACUAAAUUUCGCCCUUAUUGCUACUCUCCUAGCAGCAUUCUCCUGCAAAGCGCAUCCCACCAUAGAAUCAGAAAUGCCAGCCGAAUGCAGUGGGCAAUACAUGUGCCAUGUCAAAAGCCAGUAUUAUCCAGAGGAAGCAAUCGAAGAACUACUAAAAAACUUCGAUGUUUUAUACGAGGAAGAGACCACCGUCAAGGAGCGAGACGGCGAGGACUACGAAUUUAACGAACCGUGCGAUGCUGACCGCAAUAUGUUCCCAAUUUACGAAAUUAUCGACGAAAAUGAUGACUUACGAUAUGUGGUGCAGUCGGAGAGCAAGUUUAAACAAAUCAUUAGAACCGAAGUAUGCAAGCACACAAAACCGUCACGACGUUACAUACCAAAUGUAAGUGAGGAACACAAUCUAACAUGUGAACACAAAUAUAUCGACUACAUGUUUCUUGUACUAAGUCCGAAUCAGACGUAUUUUGAAACGGCUAGGAUGAAGGGCGGAGUGCCCGUCUGCUGUUCGUGCCAGAUGGGAAAUUGAUCUCAGGAAAUAGUAGUACAAAGGAUUGGGCACGGAAGCUCAACUACCAUCAUAAAAGACCUAAUCCUCGUCGGGCAAACAGCUAGGUAUAUCCACGCACCUGAUGCGUAACGAAAAGUGCCUUUAUUUUAGAGCCAAAAUGUACAAAAUUGUAAUAUACUCAUCAACAAUCUCUAGAAACGUAAACAAAUACUACCCACUCUUUAUACACCUAUGUCGCAGUUAUAUUGGCAAAGCCUUGAUACCACAAUUUCACCAGUCAUUAAAUCACUAAAACCAAGCCGUUAAAUUGUAAGAAAUGAAAUCGAUUGACAAUCUAACGUUUCAUUGUAAUGUGACUAGUGAAAUUUCUUUGACAAUAUGCGACAUAUAUAAUUAGAUUUUUUUUGCCAUUUUAUCUAAUCAUAACACCAUCGAUGAAUUGGUUCAGUUUCAUCAAAAGUAUUUUUUAUACAAUUUUUGAACAGCAACCGUUCGGUUUUCAAAUGUCUGUAGAACGUUAACGUUUAACGAACUUUUAAUUCGUGUAUAAAGAGUUACUGUUAGUGGGCACAAGUGACUUGUUAGUUUUCCUUUUACUAUAAUAGUAUAACUAUUACUACUAUAAAAAUCGAUAUAAUAUAUGUACUACGUACUAGAUUUUGCGUUCCGAACAUUCACUGUGUUCAACUGAAUUGAACUGCAGUCCAUUCAAACUGACAUUUAGUAUGGUUAAUAUUGGCAAACUGUGAUUGUGUACGGAGUGACGCUCAUGAUAUAAGAACUCGAGUCUAAGUGUAAACCCUGGAUUUGAAUAAAAAAUAUUAGUCUAAGAAAUAAAAAUAUUUGUUAUCCAAGUAAAUAAAUAGGUUAUAACAGUGACGGUUGCCAUUUCAGUUCAGAUUUUGAACAAAUAGUUUAUAUGGACGUUCGUGUCUAUAGAAUAUACGUCAAUGUUAAAAAUACUCGCCGAUCAACUCUCGAUCAAUCGUGUUUCUGAACGCCACUCCAUCUGUCAUUUCACAUUGCCGCUGUCGUACCUACUUAUAAAAAUAUAUUGUUCACAUUUCUGGGACUAACUAAUAAAUAUAAGUGCCAUAUUUUUUGUCUAUACCAUAGAUAUAAAUUAAGUUUACCUCAAUCUAUAUGUGUGAUAAAAACUCCAUAAUUGUUACGCUUCAACAAUUUAUUUUAACGUAUGGAAAUAUAUUAUUCAAUUAAAUUUACUAUUUAUUA